This is a messenger RNA of Drosophila virilis, 925 nucleotides long. RefSeq names its product cilia- and flagella-associated protein 299. The record is from RefSeq and is a predicted model, not a curated record. Lineage: Eukaryota; Metazoa; Arthropoda; Insecta; Diptera; Drosophilidae.
GAGUUAAAAUAAUAUAUCAAUUGAACAACAAAAACAAAUACAUACACGAUACAUUCGAGCCUAACAAAAUAAAGCGUACAUUAUAACACACAUAAAAGAACAUAUCCUGCAAAACAUAUUGAUACAAAUAUAGAUUUAGUCAGCCUAAGGAAGAUCCAUCGCAAUGCCAUUGAGUGGCGACUUUAGUAUCCUGAAAUUCGAGACCUAUGAGGACUAUCUGCAAUCGUUUGCCAGGGUUGAGGAAUAUCGUUAUUUGGGCAGCAAAAGAGUCAUAGGUGCGAUGGUAAAGCUCGGCUAUUGCACGAAUGCCCCAAUAAUGGAAAAGGAUGAAUUCCUUUUGCGCAGGCAGCGCUUAAAGCAAUCGCUCAACCCAAAGGUAAUAGAUAAGUUGUUUAGUGUUUAUCGGACAAGUGAUGAUCCGGCGUUAGUUGCCCUGGCCGACCGGGAGGAGCCCAAUGUGCUAAUGAGUCUAUCGACCAUUAUCUUCCUGCAAGUACGACAGCGCAAUGGCUCCGAUAUAUCGGGAUAUAUUGACUAUGCGGACAGCUUGCGUGCCUGUAGCCAGCACAUGCUUGGGGCUAUAAAUUGGCGUGCCGUUUUCGAGGGUCGCAUUAUGCUGCAGCCCGAUCGCACCCACUUGAGCUUUUAUGACUGGCACAGGGGGUCCCUUACAUUCAACCAUAGCGACAACUACAAAGUCGUAAAUUAUGGCGGUCGUCUCUUGUUCAAGCACAAUGCCGAUCAUAAGAUUGUUCCUGUCACAGCUACGGAAAGCAUAUUUCAGGAUAAUGUGAUGCGCACAUUUAUUGAAUCGCCAAUGUAUGGCUUAAUGAUUUUGUAUGACCAUCAUGUCCGAAAGGCUUUUUAAACAUUCCAUUGCCUUUAUACAAAAAUACAAAUAAAUACGCAUUUUUACACAACUUUG